This is a messenger RNA of Stegostoma tigrinum, 834 nucleotides long. RefSeq names its product fibroblast growth factor 3 (gene fgf3). Gene Ontology annotation, cellular component: cytoplasm. Gene Ontology annotation, biological process: cell differentiation; animal organ morphogenesis; positive regulation of cell population proliferation. The transcript is spliced from 3 exons. Gene Ontology annotation, molecular function: fibroblast growth factor receptor binding; growth factor activity. NCBI's taxonomy places the organism in Eukaryota, Metazoa, Chordata, Chondrichthyes, Orectolobiformes, Stegostomatidae. The record is from RefSeq and is a predicted model, not a curated record. The coding region runs from base 1 to 714 and encodes 237 amino acids.
AUGCUUAUAACUGUCUGCCUGUUGCUGAGUUCGCUAGAGUUGAGUGCACAGCAGUCGCCGCUGGCCCAGGCGCCGGCUGUGGCUCCGAGGGAGCCGUGCGGCCCAUCGCUGGCCUGCGAGCCCAGACUGAGGAGAGAUGCCGGCGGCCGGGGGGGCGUCUAUGAACAUCUUGGGGGAGCCCCGCGCAGGAGGAGGCUCUACUGUGCCACCAAAUACCAUCUGCAGAUCCACCUGAACGGGAAAAUUGAUGGCAGCCUGGAGAAAAACAGCAUCUUCAGCAUUUUGGAAAUAACUGCUGUUGAUGUGGGAGUUGUGGCAAUUAAAGGUCUGUUCUCGGGUAAAUACCUGGCUAUGAAUAAAAGAGGUCGCCUCUAUGCGUCGGAAGUCUACAAUCCGGAGUGCGAGUUUGUCGAGCGGAUUCAUGAACUGGGCUAUAAUACUUACGCUUCCAGAUCCUACAGGACCGUUCCUAACGCAGGCGGCGCAAGGCGCCGGAACAGCGCCGAGAGACUAUGGUACGUCUCCAUCAACGGCAAAGGCCGACCGCGGAGAGGGUUCAAAACCCGCCGGACUCAAAAAUCCUCCCUCUUCUUGCCGAGGGUGUUGGACAGCAAAGACCACGAGAUGGUCCGAUUAUUCCACACCAGCUCGAAGUUUCGAGAGAGCCUUUGGAAAAACUCGAGCAAAUCCGAGAAGACAAGAGCCGGCCAAUAGUGAGAAUUCCUGCUGCCAUAACUUAAGAUAUUUUAUAAUUGUUGGGACUCGCGUUUGAAAUAGGACAAAAUUUAUUUGUAGAAUGAUAUACUUAGCAUUACAGGUGGAGACUAUUUGUGA